GUGUGUGUGAGUAUAUACAGGCCUCCGGGACAACUGUGCGCGCUCCCCGCGGACUUCUCAGUGCCUGUAUAUAUAUGUACACAUUACAUUACAUAUCAAAGUAUAUAUAUAGAUUCUUUGAGCAACCACUUGUGAGCGUAGAAUCUUCUGGUGCUCUUUCGUGUGUGCGCCGUUUUUUUUUUUUUUUAAUACAAUCGUAUCUCUUGUACCGUACUUAUACCAUUACGUGCAGCUCGUUGUAUAGGCUUUCUAGUGAUUAGUAUAAUACCGCGCCUGGCAUCAUGCUACAACGGCUCGACGCCGCUGCCGCCGCCACAGUUGAUGAUAAGUAGCAGCCCUAGCUAUAGCAUCGUGUCGUGUGCAGCUCAACAUCGCCUGCACAUAGGCAUAGAUCGUACAGUAGGUAGUAUAUACCUGCAGAGAAUGUGUUAUAAUACUUGUGAUCUCAGCAGCAGUAGCAGCGGUGCAGCAGCAAUGUGUCAGAAGUGUCGGUGCUCCCGAGCGUCUACGUGACGACGACGACGAUGCUCCUCUUGCCGUCGAACGAGAAUAAUAAUAAUAAUAAUAAUAAUAGUAAACCUUGUGCCGGAUAAGAGCUAACUGCCACCCGCCGUCGGCGCGCGAUGAUAGUGCGCUGAGAGCUGUGCGAUAUACACAUUUUUUUGAUUAGUGAUUACAAAAGAAAUUUAACUUCCUUUUGUAUUUGUAUGAGUGCUAUAUAGAUAUCGGUGUUGGUGACACUUCGAGUGUGUCUCUGUGCCGUGUGCUGUGCGUAUACGUGUGCGUGUGUUUGUGUCCAAGUGUCAUCUUACACGCCCGGGCUCGUCGUCGUCGUCGUCGUCGUCGUACGCCGUCGUGCUGUAGGCCUGUCGACAUCGCCUUGACUCAUCUCUUCGUUAUUUUGCAUCGCCUCGUUACUAUAGAGAGCCUCGCGGCACUCUGUGUAAUACCAACACACGUACAUAUACGCUACUUACUCACACACACGCGCGCGUACCCAACGAUUAUUGCAAGACUGUGAUAGUGCCUCCUCGACGAGCUAGUUUUUUAGCUACCGCUGCCGCUGUUGCUCCGUUCCUGGGCGUGUGCCGUGCUGUGCCGUGUGUGUGUUCGUGUGUGCAUUCAUGCCCUUAUCUAGGGCCAUCCGAAUCCGGACGGAUCGCGAAGAGGCAGCAGCAGCAUGUUGAGAUUCCUGUCGAGGCGAAGUCGGCCUCGCGGCGCCGCCGGCCCGACCGCGACGUCGACCCAGAUCAAGAAUCAACGAUUGCCCAGCAACAAGAAUGUCGUUCAGUGUCGUGUCAUACUUCUCGACGGGGCCGACUUGCCUAUUGAAUUAUCGAAAAAAGCACUUGCCAGCGACUUGUACGAGCAAGUAUUUUACAGCUUGGACCUCAUUGAAAAGGACUAUUUUGGUUUGCAAUUCACCGAUAGCAACAAUGUACAGCAUUGGUUGGAUCCCACCAAGCCUAUCAAGAAGCAAGUCAAAAUUGGUCCGCCUUAUACUCUAAGACUGAAGGUCAAGUUUUAUUCAUCCGAGCCAAACCAUUUGAGGGAAGAAUUGACUCGAUAUCAAUUUUUCCUGCAAUUAAAGCAAGAUGUUUUGGAAGGAAAACUUCCCUGUGAUCACCAAGCUACGGUUCAAUUGGCCGCCUUAACUUUACAAUCUGAACUAGGAGAUUAUGAUCCCGCUGUUCAUACAGCAGCAACUGUGUCAGAAUUUCGUUUUGUGCCUAAUCAAACAGAACAAUUGGAGCUUGAAAUAUUAGAAGAGUACAAGAAAUAUUCAGGACUUAGUCCAGCUCAAGCAGAAUCUACUUAUUUAAGCAAAGCUAAAUGGCUUGACAUGUAUGGUGUUGAUAUGCAUACUGUCAUGGGCAAAGAUCAUAGUGAAUAUUCAUUGGGGUUGACUCCAACAGGUAUUUUAGUUUUUGAAGGAAACACAAAAAUUGGUUUAUUCUUAUGGCCUAGAAUUGGACGGCUAGAUUUUAAAAAGAAAAAACUAACUCUAGUCGUGGUUGAACAAGAUGAUGAUGGUAUACGCGAACAGGAACACACUUUUGUAUUCCGAUUGGCGAAUGAGAAAGCCUGUAAACAUUUAUGGAAAUGUGCUGUUGAACAUCAUACCUUUUUCCGACUCCAGUCUCCAGUGAAAGGGGCUAGUGGUCGUCAAAAUUUAUUCCGUAUGGGUUCUCGAUUCCGUUACAGUGGUAAAACUGAAUUUCAGACUACAUUACUUAAUCGAGCUCGACGUACAGUACAGUUUGAAAGAAGGCCUAGUCAACGAUAUGCUCGUAGACAGAGUCAUGUUUUACGAGAUAGACAGCGUCAAUUUCAAGAUCCAACUCCCCAAGCAUCUUCAGAUGAACCUAUGGAGAGACAGCCCAGUAAAUGCAGCACAAAGUCUUCAUCUUCCGCAAGCAGUAUCCAAGAAGCAACAGCUCCAUUGGUAGACACACUUAUUAAAUCUCUUUCAAAAGAGCAGCAACCUCCAGAACCAAGAAACACAACUUUAUCAAGCACUUCAAAAGAAACUGAACCAGUCAAAACAAGUUUGACAAUAGAAAAUUGUAGUACAUCAGUUGCUACUCUAAUACCCAAUAAUCAAGUGGUUGGGGCUUCAGCUCUUCCUCUUCGUACCCCAAUACCACCAGAGUCUCUCAAAUGCAAUAUCUUGAAAGCCAAAGUUCUUGAACAAACUGGUAAAAAUUCGAAUCUUGUUUCUAUAUCUACGAUAGAUAAUUUACCUAUUGUCAACAUCGAUAAAGCUCAAAUAGGUACUGAAGCAGCAACGAUUGUAUCAGUGGGUGGUGAUAAACUCACAUUAUCAGUCAGUGGUACAUCAGCAAGUCAGUCGCCAUCCAUUGAAGAUUCAGUCACCGUCACACAUUUUUCACUCGACAGUUGGGGAAAGAUUCAACAAAAAACCACCCCAUUCUCGCCUAAAGUUGCUAAUCGUCCACAAAAUCCAUUUAAUCCAUUUACCAGCGAGGAACCAACAUCUGCAACCAUCUCUGCAACUUCAAAUAGUGGCAGUGUCAAUAAUAACAUUUCCCUAGACGAGAUUAUCUUUGCCGAAGAUACUACCAACGCAAUCACGCCAGUAAUUAGCGAAGAGAAAAAAGUUAACACGAAUCCGUUUAUUGAUUCAAAUCCAUUCUUAAGUUUGGGACUGAAUCCAUUCGCAACUGACAUGAGUCCGACGCCUCCCACGUCGAUAAGUCCCGUACCCAAGAUUGCGACACCUACGUCCGUCAGUCCGGAACCAAAAGUAUUAACAAAUGCGCUGGAAAAUCAUGUCCAAACGGAAAAGAAAAAUGAAGACGAAAAAGUUGAAGACGUAUUAGAUAAGAUUGAUGGUUCUGCACCACUUAACGCCACUAGAGUAGUCAAGACGGAAGAAAUUCAAACAACCACUACUACUCUCGUGCAUAAGGAUGAAGAGCCCACAGCGUCGGAUAUAAGCCCAUGGUUAGUGACAGAGCCAGCUCAAAUGUCAAGUAGCAGUCAACCUUCAACGAAGCACACUGUUAUAACUCGCAAGACUGUAAUUACGACUCAGUUAUAAAAACUGAAAACUGUUUAAAAACUACUUAUAACUAAUAUCUUGAAAAAGAAGACUCAAAUGCAUUUUAGAAAUGAAUUGAGAGCGAGAUUGAGAGAAAGAAAGUGAACGAGAAAGAGAGUUCCGAAAAAUGUUGUAAACAUGAA
This is a messenger RNA of Trichogramma pretiosum, 3708 nucleotides long. It is a transcript of the gene yrt, whose product is annotated as band 4.1-like protein 5. Bases 1181 to 3565 code for a protein of 794 amino acids. Lineage: Eukaryota; Metazoa; Arthropoda; Insecta; Hymenoptera; Trichogrammatidae. Gene Ontology annotation, cellular component: cytoskeleton. The record is from RefSeq and is a predicted model, not a curated record. The transcript is spliced from 7 exons.